Messenger RNA from Pelodiscus sinensis (Chinese soft-shelled turtle), 2149 nucleotides. Lineage: Eukaryota; Metazoa; Chordata; Testudines; Trionychidae. The record is from RefSeq and is a predicted model, not a curated record.
UCCUGCAAACAUGGCCUUGUUUUAGGAGUCUAUGCAAAAGAAAAAGAAGAAGCGGCUCCUCAUUUUACUGAUGCUGGAGAGACUUUUGAUCGACUUGUAUGUGGAAAGCUGACAGAACUAUUGUCCAUAUCUGGGCCUCCUUUGAAGAAAGGCAAAACACGCCUAUUUCAUGGCUUGCAUCAGGAUUUUCCGAGUGUUGUAGUUGUCGGUUUGGGUAAGAAGGCUACUGGAGUAAAUGAUCAAGAAAAUUGGAAUGAGGACAAAGAAAAUAUUCGGACAGCUGUUGCAGUUGGAUGCAGACAAGUUCAGGACCUGGAGAUUCCUUGUAUUGAAAUAGACCCAUGUGGAGAUGCUCAGUCUGCUGCAGAAGGAGCUGUUCUUGGACUAUAUGAAUACAAUGAACUUAAGCAAAAAAAGAAACCUGUAGUUACUGCUCAGCUACAUGGAAGUGAUGGAAAGGAAGACUGGCAGAAAGGUGUCAUCUAUGCUGAGGGGCAAAAUUUGGCUCGCUACUUGAUGGAGGCUCCAGCUAAUUAUAUAACACCAAUCAAAUUUGCUGAAAUUUUUGAAAAUAAACUCAGAAGUGUCAAUAGCAACGUGACGGUUCAUAUAAGAUCAAAAGCAUGGAUAGAGGAACAACAGAUGGGAGCAUUCUUGAGUAUAGCUAAGGGCUCAGAUGAGCCUCCAGUCUUCUUGGAGAUUCACUAUGCAGGCAGUGGUAAUGCAAAUGACUCUCCGUUAGUGUUUGUUGGAAAAGGAGUUACAUUUGAUAGUGGUGGCAUUUCACUUAAGCCUUCUUCAGGCAUGGAUGCAAUGAGAGCAGAUAUGGGAGGAGCAGCAACUGUGUGUUCAGCCAUUGUGACAGCAGCAACCCUAAAUCUACCUCUUAAUAUAAUUGGUUUGGCACCUCUCUGUGAAAAUAUGCCCAGCAGUAGAGCAAGCAAACCUGGAGAUGUUGUUAGGGCUAAGAAUGGAAAAACAAUCCAGAUUGAUAACACAGAUGCAGAGGGAAGAUUACUAAUAGCUGAUGCUCUCUGUUAUGCCCACAAUUUUAAUGCAAAGGCCAUAGUGAAUGCUGCAACAUUAACAGGUGCCAUGGAUGUAGCACUAGGAUCUGCUGCAACUGGAGUUUUUACCAAUUCAUCUUGGCUUUGGACUCAUCUUUAUGAGGCCAGUAUUUUGACAGGGGACCGUGUUUGGAGAAUGCCUCUCUUUGAACAUUACACAAAACAGGUUACCGAAUGUCAACUUGCAGACCUCAGUAACAUUGGAAAAUAUAGCAGAGCUGGAGGUGCAUGCACAGCUGCUGCCUUCCUGAAAGAAUUUGUGACUGUCGCUAACUGGGCUCACUUAGAUAUUGCUGGUGUGAUGUCAAAUAAAGAUGAGGUUCCAUAUCUUCGAAAAGGCAUGGCAGGACGACCCACACGAACGUUAAUAGAGUUUGCUACACGACUGAGCAAAGACAAGCAAAAUAUCUAGUAAAAUAGUAAUUUUAUAAUCGUCCACACUGCCUUAAAUCUAUCUACUUCAAUUAAUCUUAAAAUUUAUUUUAAAACCAAUUAAUGGCUUACGGAAUAUGUAAACUUUAGUAAAAUCCAAAAUGUGGACAUAUAUUUGCAAUACAGGAAUACUUCCCAUAAUCUGAAAAGAUAUAAUGAUGAAAGAGAAAUGCAUUUUAUAAACAGUUCUUACUGGGUAAGAAUAUCCCAUAGUUGAGGGUUCCCUCCAUGGUUAUCCAAUAGUUCUGCUUGGACUAUUCGUAGACAUUUAAUACUAGAAAAAAGAUAAUUGUAAAAAUCUGGACUUGAUCUGUGUAAUGGUUAUAAACAAAUUUACCUUUAGCUGCUUUAGAAAGUUCUUUUGUGUAAACAUGGUAAUGUAACCUCCAUUAUAAAGCCAUUAAUUUGGAAUCAGGACCGUAUCUCUGUGUUUUGCAUGUACCAUACAUGGAAGAAUAACUCUUAAUAGGGUUUAUUGACAGAAAUUUUAUCAGAACAAUGUAAGAGAGAAGCUAGAAGUACUGUUACCAUCUGUUUAAUCAACUAAUACGUAAUACUGCUUUAUUAGGUAUUGGGAGACUCUAUUGCUAGAGGGUUCUUAGACUAGAUAAAGGACCAGAAAAUCAGCUGUGAAGAAUUUUACUUUGUUC